This is a messenger RNA of Alligator sinensis (Chinese alligator), 3331 nucleotides long. RefSeq names its product leucine rich repeat containing 7 (gene LRRC7). Gene Ontology annotation, cellular component: postsynaptic density; postsynaptic membrane; adherens junction. Lineage: Eukaryota; Metazoa; Chordata; Crocodylia; Alligatoridae. The transcript has 13 exons. The annotation marks the transcript as partial. Gene Ontology annotation, biological process: neurotransmitter receptor transport postsynaptic membrane to endosome; neurotransmitter receptor transport, endosome to postsynaptic membrane. Gene Ontology annotation, molecular function: protein binding. The record is from RefSeq and is a predicted model, not a curated record.
ACUGAAGAACUUACCGUUCACUUUUACUAAGCUUAAAGAACUUGCAGCUUUGUGGCUGUCUGACAACCAGUCUAAGGCCCUUAUCCCUUUACAAACCGAGGCUCAUCCAGAAACAAAGCAAAGAGUACUGACUAACUAUAUGUUUCCCCAGCAACCCCGUGGUGAUGAAGAUUUCCAGUCGGACAGUGAUAGUUUUAACCCUACUUUGUGGGAGGAGCAACGGCAGCAGCGUAUGACUGUAGCCUUUGAAUUUGAAGAAAAAAAGGAAGAGGAAGACAAUGCAGGGAAAGUUAAGGUUGAAAUAAAUCUAAAACGUUAUCCAACCCCAUACCCAGAAGAUUUAAAGAAUAUGGUAAAAUCAGUUCAAAAUAUGGUGGGCAAAACAAGUCAUGGAGUACGGCCUGAAAACUCGACACCAACUACCAACCCUGAGCAAAGCAUGAAAGAAAAAUAUGAGCACAAGUGGCCCAUGGCAACAAAGGAGAUUUCAGUGGAGGAUUCGUUUGGACACCCUAAUGAUAUGAGGAUAGGGGAACUUCGCCCUUCAAUUGCUGAGACUCCUUUGUACCAACCUAAACUUGUUCUUCUCGGUAAAGAAAAAAAAGAAUCAACAGAUGAGUCUGAAGCAGAUAAGAUCCAUUGUCUGAAUAACAGCGUUUCCUCAGGCACUUACUCAGACUAUUCGCCAUCCCAGGCUUCCUCAGGGUCCUCUAAUGCUCGUGUUAAAAUGGGAUCCUUGCAGUCAACAGCUAAAGAGACAGUGAAUAAUGCUUUGUGGAGUAACAGACUUGCACAGUCGUUUCCACAGCCUCUUGAAACAAAGCCAUUACUCAGCCAGCGAGAGUCUGCUCCAGCAGGAAACCUGCAGCAACGCAAUGAUCGGCGACCAAUGAGUGACACAUUCCCUGAUAGCUGGAAUGAUGGUUCACAUUAUGACAACACAGGGUUUGUUGCAGAGGAGAGCACAAUGGAAAAUUCUGGCACUAACCCUCUCUUAAGCUCUAAAUCUAGAAGCACAUCUGCUCAUGGACGCAGGCCUUUAAUUAGACAGGACAGGAUAGUUGGCAUUCCCCUGGAACUUGAACAACCUACACUCAGAAACACACCUGACUCAGAAGUGCCUCCUCCCAAUCCUUGGCAAAAUUGGACCAGAACUCCUAGUCCUUUUGAAGACAGGACAGCUUUUCCUUCUAAAUUGGAGAGCACCCCCACCACCAGCCCUUUGCCUGAAAGGAAAGAUCACAUUAAAGAAUCUCCUGAAAUAACUAGCACUUUUUCUCCAGGAAUACCAUGGGAAUAUCACGAUUCAAAUGCUAACAGAAGUCUUAGUAAUGUCUUUUCACAUAUUCAUUGUCGUCCAGAGCCUUCUAAAAGCAUUAUUUCAAUCAGCAAGAGUACAGAGAGGCUUUCUCCAAUGAUGAGAGAAUUAAAAACUAAUAAAUUUAAGAAGUCACAGAGUAUUGAUGAGAUAGACAUUGGUGCAUAUAAAGUUUAUAAUAUACCAUUAGAGAACUAUGCAUCCAGUAAUGAUGCUACCGGCAUGCAUGAAAGACCAGACAAAAUGAUAGGACAGGAACAUGGUAUGUCUAGUAUGUCUCGUAGCCAGUCGGUACCAAUGCUAGAUGAUGAGUUGCUGAAUUAUGGAAGUGUGAAGGUACAGCAGCAGCAAAAGCCUUCUGUGACAAAAAAAGUGUAUCAGUUUGACCAAAGCUUCAAUCCUCAAGGAGCCGUGGAAGUUAAAGCAGAAAAGAGGCUACCACCACCAUUUCAACACAAUCCUGAAUAUGUUCCCCAGCAAAGUAAAAACAUUACCCAGGAUUUGAUUAGUCCGAGAGCUUAUAGAGGAUACCCCCCCAUGGAGCACAUGUUUUCAUUCUCCCAGCCUUCAGUUAAUGAGGAGGUUGUGAACGCUCAGUUCUCAAGCCAGGGGUCAAGGUCAGGAUUUUUGAGAAGAGCAGAUUCAUUGGCAAGUUCCACUGAAAUGUCAAUGUUUAGAAGAGUCAGUGAACCUCAUGAACUGCCUCAGAGUGAUAGGUAUAGCAGACCUCAGUAUAGAGGAGCUAUGGAACGCCAAAGCAGCAUCUCAGUGUCUGAAUCUCAGUUCCUCAAAAGGAAUGGCAGGUAUGAAGAUGAACACCCUUCAUAUCAAGAAGUGAAAGCCCAGUCUGGAAGUUUUCCAGUUAAAAACCUUACCCAAAGGAGGCCAUUGUCUGCAAGAAGCUACAGUACAGAGAGUUAUGGUACAUCCCAAACCAGGCCAGUUUCAGCUAGGCCUACAAUGGCAGCUCUAUUGGAAAAGAUACCAUCUGACUAUAACUUGGGUAACUAUGGUGACAAGCCGUCAGAUAACAGUGAUAUAAAGACAAGGCCCACCCCUGUGAAGGGAAAUGAGAGCUGUGCUAAAAUGCCUGCUGACUGGAGACAACAGCUACUUAGACAUAUAGAAGCUAGAAGGUUAGACAGGACCGCUGCUUACAAACACAACACUGUUAACCUUGGCAUGCUGCACUCUGGAGGUUUGUCAGCAAUGCAUGCAGGCAGAAGCAUGACUUUAAACUUGCAGACUAAAUCUAAAUUUGAAAACCAAAUGCAUCAAGAGCUACCUCUACCGAAAACCCCAUCGCAGCAAAGCAACAUCCUAGACAAUGGACAAGAAGAUAUUUCUGCUAGUAGCCAAUGGAAUCCGUACCCACUUGGAAGACGGGAUGUGCCACCAGAAACUAUCACUAAAAAAGCAGGUAGCCAUAUCCAGACUUUGAUGGGAUCACAAAGUCUACAGCAUCGGAGCCGAGAGCAGCAGUAUGAGGGAAACAUGAAUAAAGUGACUAUUCAGCAGUUUCAGCCACCACUGCCUAUUCAAAUCCCUUCUUCACAGAGCUCUCGGGCACCUCAGGCAGGACGGUGCUUAAUCCAAACCAAGGGGCAAAGAAGUACAGAUGGUUAUCAGGAACAGUUUUGUGUGAGAAUAGAAAAGAAUCCUGGCCUGGGAUUUAGUAUAAGUGGUGGAAUAAGUGGACAAGGAAAUCCAUUCAAACCUUCUGACAAGGGUAUCUUUGUUACUAGGGUUCAGCCUGAUGGACCAGCAUCCAACCUGCUACAGCCUGGUGAUAAGAUCCUUAAGGCGAAUGGACACAGUUUUGUACAUAUGGAACACGAGAAAGCAGUAUUACUACUGAAGAGUUUCCAGAAUACAGUAGACCUAGUUAUUCAACGUGAGCUUACUGUCUAAAUAUUUUUUAUAAAUAGUAAACAUAUGUCUAGCCAGACCUAAUGUUCAAACAGAAAUUUAUACAUAGGAAACAAAUUUUGCCAAUUGCUGGACCAAUGGCAA